AUGGAUUAGCAUAAAGAUUUUAUUCAUAGAAAGUUAGCUGAGUUGUCGGACUUGAAGUAGAAGAAGAAAAAGAAUCCAAUUUACAAUGAAAAUUAAGACGAAGACAUCAUAAGAGCAAAAAUUAACAGAGUUUUAAAUGGCCCUAAGCAUAUAGUCAAUAUAAUUAUGAUUAUUAUUAAUAUUUUUGGACUUGCUUUGUGCGCUUGCCAAAUCUAUAAUAGAUGUCUUAAUCUUGAUUAUAUCAUUUUAAUCAUUUAUUUUGUUUUGGCAUGUGGGCCUCAAAUUUAUCUUUUAAUAAAUAAAAGAUUCCCUUCAAAAUUAAUUGGAUUAUCAUACUUAAUGUAUAGCAUUUUCUAUCUUGCAGGAGCUGUUAUAAUCAUCCUCUUUUUUGUAUAAGGUAUUGAAAGUAUCAUAUGCUAAUAUGAAGUAUGCCACUAAUAUUAUGGUGGUUCUUGGAUUAAAAAUAAUUACAGAGAAAGCGAAAGUCUUUGUUACUAAAAUCCUUCUAAAUAAAAUCUAAAAUAAAGAAUACUUGAUAUACUGACAGAGUAUUAAAAUUAUCCUUAAGUGUAAUAAUACUAACUUGAUGAUAUAGCCUUGAUACAAUUUACAAGCUUUUAUGUUUUCUUUAAUGUACUAAUUAUUACAAAGCUAAUCUAUUCAGCAUACUUGAUCAUUUGCUAUAUAAUGAUAUUGACAUACAAAAAAAAACACAAACAAAUAUUUAAAAAGAUGAAAAAAGAUAUUAACAAAAAUAAUCUUAAAUAUAACUUUCCUUAGUAUUGA
Tetrahymena thermophila SB210 is the source of this 786-nucleotide messenger RNA. RefSeq names its product transmembrane protein, putative. NCBI's taxonomy places the organism in Eukaryota, Ciliophora, Oligohymenophorea, Hymenostomatida, Tetrahymenidae. The record is from RefSeq and is a predicted model, not a curated record. The transcript has 2 exons.